AUGGAUAUCGAGAAAAAAUACGUUCAGGAAGCAUACAAAUGUUUGGCAUCACUUCCGGAUGCUGUUUACUGUCGAAAUGCAACUCGAAAGUCGGCAAUUCGAUGGGUUAAUGUUCAACAAUUUGUUAAUCAACUCCCGCUGGGCACAGUUGUCAUUGAUAUCGGUUGUGGUGAAGCGAAAUACCACAGAAACGAUUGUUUCUUUAUGGAUUGCGAUACAUGUUUAGAAAUGCUUGUGCAGUUGCAAUUACCGCCAAUGGUUGACUUGCAGUUAGCAGAUGCUCUAAAUUUACCGUAUAGGUCGAAUAGUAUUGAUGCCGCCUUAUUAGUAUCGGUUUUACACCAUUUUACAACGCUCGAUCGGAGGAAACGGGCGUUAACUGAAGUUGCACGAUGCUUACGACCCCGGCAAUGGUCAAGUAUUGAUAUAUGUUUGGGCAUUCGAACAACCAAAUGGGAAAUUUCCGUCACAAGACGUACUGGUGCCUUGCCAAUUGCAUCAUUGCGAUAG
Messenger RNA from Brugia pahangi, 510 nucleotides. The record is from the annotation of a GenBank genome assembly. NCBI's taxonomy places the organism in Eukaryota, Metazoa, Nematoda, Chromadorea, Rhabditida, Onchocercidae.